Messenger RNA from Leptopilina heterotoma, 3652 nucleotides. Its product is annotated as serine/arginine repetitive matrix protein 2-like. The transcript is spliced from 8 exons. Bases 181 to 2850 code for a protein of 889 amino acids. The record is from RefSeq and is a predicted model, not a curated record. Lineage: Eukaryota; Metazoa; Arthropoda; Insecta; Hymenoptera; Figitidae.
AGCGCCUCUCGAUCGACGGUUUUAAAAGGAGGCAUAAGCGCGGUUGUUGUUUGUUGAGUUGUUGUUUCUGUUAUAACGUGACACCUAAUAAUUUUAGAGAAUUUUUGUAAUAUUUUGUGUGUUAGUGAGAAUUUUCUCCCGUGGUGAAAAUAUCAAAAGCGUGAAUAAAGAAAAGAAAAAAUGUCGCCGAGGAGAACCCGGAGAGGGGUUAUUAAACAUGAUAAUUCCACUCCAGAUACAGCAAAAAAGACAAAGAAAAAUGUUAUUUCUCCGAAAGAAACGCCUCCGAAAAGACGACGAACGACUCGUGCUGCAAAAGCAAAACCAACAAGUGACACGGAAGAAAAUCGAACUAAGAGUGUGACGAAAAAAUCAACACGCAGAAAGCCGGUAAAAUCCGAUGAUUCAUUAUUAACAGAAGACGAAUCAUUUUCAACGAGUGUGAGCUCAAAAAAUAUAACAAGACGAAAGAAUAAUUCACUAAUAAGCGAAGACGAUAGUCCAGUAAAUUCAUCGCAAACUGUAAAUUCACUGAAACGAAUGAAUACAACACCAAAAAGUAGUCCAAUCGCAGUGACAUUAUCGCCUCACAGAUCAAAGAAAACACCAAGACGUUCACCUGUUAAUCUUGGUUCACCAAAAACUCAUUCCAACACACCAAUGAAACUAUUAAAAACACCACGAAAACUUGUCAUUAAAAAUUCUCCCACAUCAUCAUCAUCAUCAUCGUCGUCCGAUGAUUCAAAACUCAUUUCAUCAAAAACAAAACCAAAGACACCGACAUCACCAAAAGUUUCGGCAUUGGCAAAACAAAAAUUCACCUCACCACCAAAAAAGACACCGUCGCCGAAAAAAAAUUCACCAAUCGUCAAAAAAUCAAUUAAACGAAACACAAGAAGAAGUAUUGCUUCAGCAUUGAGUGUAAAGAAAACGGCAAUUACACCACGAUUAAAACAGACGACAAAAAGGAAUUCAAUUUCACCCGUAAAAAUAUCGCCUGUUAAAUUAAUAAAAUCGCCAACGAAAAAAUUAUCAUCGCCAAUGAAAAAUUCACCAUCGCCGAAAAAAUUACUUUCACCAAAAACAAAGACUCCUUCGCCGAAAGUAAAAUUAAUUUCACCGAAAAAGAAGACGCCAUCGCUGAAAAUCAGAUUAGUUUCACCGAAAAAGAAGACGCUAUCGCCGAAAAUCAGAUUAGUUUCACCGAAAAAGAAGACGCUAUCGCCGAAAAUAAGAUUAGUUUCACCGAAGAAGAAAACGCCUUCGCCAUCGAAAAUAAGAUUAAUUUCACCGAAGAAAAAAACGUCUUCGCCAUCGCCGAAAAUAAGAUUAAUUUCACCGAAGAAGAAAACGCCUUCGCCAUCGAAAAUAAGAUUAGUUUCACCGAAGAAAAAGACGCCUUCGCCGAAAACAUUAAUUUCCCCGAAGAAAACGCCAAUUCCUGUGAAAUCACCAAAAUCGAGUACAAAAAGGAGUUCAGUUUCAAAGAAAAUCUCACCAAGACCAGCGAAACUUUCAUUGCCAGUCUCGAAAAUAAGAAAAUCGCCAGUAAAAACGUCGAAAGUUGCUGUUGUGAUUUUAGAAAAAGUGAAUUCAUCAACUCGAAGAAGUGGUGGUGGUGGUGGUUCACCAAAAUCACCCAAAAGCCUUGGCAAAUUAAGUCCAAGACGAUCAAACUCAAUUGGCAGUGUGAUAAAUACAACAAUCACUUCACCAAGAAAUCGUAGCAGUUCGGUGAAAAAAAUUAUUCUCGAUUCACCAGUGGAAAAUAAAUCAUCUUCAAAACGAAGAUCAAAUAAGGACAAUAGAAUACUCUUAUCUCCCUCAGUGUCAUUACGUCGUUCUUUAAAUUUGACAGCAAGCCUCGAGGAGUCAACGGCUUUAUUGAGAAAAAAAUCCUCAACACCAAAAUACAGGGGUCGGAAAAAUCGUUCUGGAAUUGAAAAUGAAUCGGAACCUGAAAUGAGUGACACGUCACUUAUUAAUAUGAGCGAUGUUUUCGAAUCGGAUAUUUCGCAGGUGGAUGAUAAGGACAAGGAUGGAACUUAUGAACUUGACGAGCCAAAAACACCGGGAUUGAAGGCUAAAAAAGCAAUGAAGAGAUCAUCACCUGCCAAUGCAAAACGGAACGAAGUGGAGAAUAAAAAAGUGCGUUUUGCCGAGAGUAAUGAUCCAAGGGAGAAUACAGUGAAAUUCAGAACAGGAACACCAGGUCAUAGAUCUUCAUUGAGAAGGAGUUCGGAAGUGAGAAGUAAAUCAAAAUCACCCCAAAGAGUAACAAAAUCAUUGAUGGAUCAAAAUCAAAGACGAAGAUCGAGUUCAGUUUCAGUUAUUGAAGGAACGCCAAGAACGCCGGCAAACAAAAGAACAUUCAAUUCGAAUGUCAACUCGAAUGUUAAAUCAGAUCAUAAAACACAAAUGGCUUCAGUGAAUCGACUCAGUCGACCGAGAAUGUCCGUUGCCUCCGAGAAGAAAGCUGACACAAAAACGCCGGUGCCGAGAAAAAUUCCCAAUUUCGCUGAAAUUCAUAAAAAGAAUUUCGAAAAAAUGGAAUCACUUGUCGAUGCAAAAAAAAGAGUUGCCGAUCGACAUGUUGCAAUGGUUAAUCCCAUACUGAGUGGCACAAAAUCAAUGCCGGAACUUGCGAUGGGAAAACGUCUCGAAUUACGAGUGCAAAACGGUGUUUACAAUCGUUUUGGAUUUAAAUUGCGAAAAAAUGAAGCUGUGGCAACUAUGAGCAAAAAACCAGUAUCAAUGACAAGUGAGAAGAAAAUGAACGCGAGGAGAGAAAUUUUAAAAGGUGUACGAACAAAUCGACGCUUUGAAUUGCAAAUGAAGUCACGAAAGUGAAUUUUUAGAUAGUGAAUUAGAACAUAAUAUUUCCCAUUAGCCUUAACAUUCGAAAAAAGCAAAACUUAACGAAACAAUGUUCACAUAAUUCCUAGGACUUUAUAUAUAAAAAAAAAGGUUUCAUUUCUGUUAAACUUUUCUCUCGCCAAGAGGAAAAAAAAGAAAGAAAGUUUGUGAACUUAUUAAAAUGAAAAAUGUUUUAAAUGAAACAAAAAAAAAAACAGAUCUUCAGUUGUCUCCAGAAAAAAAGGAAAAAGAAACGAGACGGAAGAAAUAUUAAACGCAAGACAAGAAAAAAAACGAUAUUUUACAAAUACAAAUGAAUAAUCAUUUUUUGUAAAAUAUUUUAUAGACUUUAAUGAUACGGGAAUCAACAUUUUUUUCUUCUUCAAUGAAUUUAGUCUAGUGAAAAAUACUAGUAUAUUAAUGACUAUUUUAUUAAGUUUUUUUAUAUAAAGUAAAAAGAAAAUUAAAUUAAAGAAUUAAUUUAAUUUACGAUAUAGUCAAAGUCUUUUUUUCUCAAAAUAUAUAUGCGUUUGCAUGUUGAUACGUUUAAAUUUAAUGAAUUUGGAUUGAAAAAAAUUUUAUUUUUUAAAAAGAAAAGAAAACUGGACGAGACUAUACUUAGAAGUUUGUAAAUAAUUUAUUACGAGACACAUAUCGCUGAAGUGAAAAUUAUGUUUUCAAUCAUUUUUUGCAAUUAUAUUCAGCGAAGUCAUUGUAGGUACCAUAUUUCUUGUAACGGUACACCCUUUUUUUUUAAUAUUAUAUUAACCAAUUUUUUUUUUUAUUUUAAUUUAAA